Messenger RNA from Hippocampus comes (tiger tail seahorse), 7405 nucleotides. Its product is annotated as FRAS1-related extracellular matrix protein 2-like. The transcript has 17 exons. Gene Ontology annotation, biological process: cell communication; anatomical structure morphogenesis. NCBI's taxonomy places the organism in Eukaryota, Metazoa, Chordata, Actinopteri, Syngnathiformes, Syngnathidae. The coding region runs from base 369 to 6944 and encodes 2191 amino acids. The record is from RefSeq and is a predicted model, not a curated record. Gene Ontology annotation, cellular component: membrane.
UAGUACAUUUUCACCAGAUGUGCUAGAUUCCGUUUUGAUUGACAAUGAUGAGCGUAACGUUGUCUUUGAGAAGGGCUCGACCGCGCCUCCUGUUUCUGAGUGACAUCUGUGCUUGGCCAAUAGGCAGCCGAGGAGGCCCUCCGUGUCCUUCCAAUGCUUGCACGGGAGGGGGCAGGCACACCCUCCCUCUUCCACCCCGCGCCCCCACCUCUCCCGAAUCCCGAACGCCUCAAGUUAAAAAGUGGGGCGCGCCGCUCGCAAACUGAGAGUGCCGGGAAAUCAGUCGGCGUGGACGCACACCUGGAGGCCCCCCCCCCCACUUCCCUCCACCGCCCUCAAGUGUGUAGUUUUUUUUGUCCUCUGCUGACAUGUUGUGCGCGCUUCUCAUCCUCUCCCUCUCAGCAGCCGGCGUUGAGCUUUACGCGCAGCCGCGGCUUCGCGCUCACUCGCGGCUUUACGCGCAGCCGCCGCUUUCCGCGCUGCGCUCCGAGCUCCCGGAGGACGCCAUCCUGGUGGCCAACAACCGCAUCCGCGUGCCGCUGGGCCGGGCCGCGUUCGUGGACCCGGUCGACGACCUGGUGGUGCAGACGCGACCGGGCGAUCGCUGCAGCCUGACGGUUCUGGACAACGACCCGCUCGCCCGACGCCCCGGCCGCCUCUCGCCCGAGAAGUUCCCGUGCAACUUCGGCCCCGGGGAUGUCACCUACACCCACUACGGGGCCAGGAGUCCGGCGCUGGAUCGGGUGCGGCUGCAGCUGCGCUACGAUGCUCGCGCGGAGACGGUCGUCAUCCCCUUCGUGAUCGAGGUGCAAGUGGACUUUACGCCGCUGGAGGUGCUCACCAAGAACAUGCCGCUGACCGUCACCCACCUGAGGGGCACAAGCGAUGCCGUGGACAGCGAGAUCUUGGACUUCACCUACGACCGGGAGGGCUACGAGUGCCGGGCGAUGCCGUUGACGGGCAAGAGCGCCCUGCCGCGCUACGGCCGACUGCUGGAUGGCGGCAAGCUGUCCCAGACGAUGGACUGCGACCAGCUCACCCGGGCCGACAUCCGCUACGAGCACACCUUCCGGGGGGCGUCGCCCAACCGGGACCACAUCCCCAUGGUACUGGAGCUCCGGGACCGAGAAGGCAACCUGGUGAAGCGGGAGCAUUUCCACCUGACGGUGCAAAUUCGCCAGGGCCGGGAGAACGCGGCCCCCAGGCCCAGUUUGGUGGCCACCAUGAUGAUGGAGGUGAGCCAGUUUGCCUUGACGGCGCUGACACCUGAAAUGCUUGCGGCGGAUGACGCCGAGGCGGACCCGAGGGACUUGGCGUUCAACGUCACCUUGCCGCUGUCUUACGAGGAGGGCUACAUCGUCAGCACCGACGACCAGAACCUGCCCAUCACCUCCUUCUACCAGCGGGACCUGCGGGACCUCAAGAUCGCCUACAAGCCGCCCUCACUGGAUGCCGACACCGAGCGAAUCUUCCAGUUGGAGUUUGAAGCGGUGGACCCGGAGGGGGCCGCGUCGGACCCCUUCGCAUUCACGAUCGUAGUGAAGCCCAUGAACUGGCUGGCGCCGGUCGUGACCCGCAACGCCGGUCAGCUGCUGUACGAGGGCCAGUCCCGUCCACUGGUUACAGGUCAGAACCUGGAGAUCGGCGACGAGGACGACCUGGAGGCGGUGCGCAUGGCGGCGGUUGACGGGUUGCGCCACGGCAUCCUGCUGGUGCGGGGGUCCCGCGGCGACAGGUUCACCGCCGCCGACCUGGCGGCUGGCGCGGUGGUGUACCGGCACGACGGCAGCGACACGCACAGUGACAACAUUGUGUUGAAGAUGACGGACGGCGAACACCGCGCGGAGUUCCUCUUCCCCAUCACCGUGGUGCCCACGGACGACGAGCCGCCCGUCGUCAGCGUCAACGCCGGCCUGGUCCUGUUCGAGCGCCGGAUGACGCCCGUGUCACCGCUGGCGCUCGGCGCUGCCGACGUCGACUCGGACGACUCGGCGAUUCAAUUCACCGUGGUCUCGCCGUAUUCCGCCGUUGGCGCCUUGCUGCUGAGGCAGUCGGACGCCCCGGUGGACCCGUCCUCGUGGAAAUUCGACUCGGAGGACGAGGUCUAUGAGAAGGAGGUGCGGGAGUGGCUCCAGAAGGACAUCACGGAAGGGAAGCUGUUUUACAAGCACGUGGGGCCUCAGAACAUCGAUACCGUCACGGACCACUUUGUCUUCACGGUCCGGGACGACAACGACCCCCCCAAUGAGUCCGGCAGGGCUACUUUUGAGAUCCGCGUGUUGCCCCUCGACAACGUCCCGCCUGAGCUGCACCCCGGCACCAGCCUGCUGAUGACAGUGGAGGAGUUCAAGCUGACUCCGUUCAGCAAAGAAGUCCUGCGCUACACCGAUCGGGACUCUGAAGACCGCGACCUCAAAUACACGCUGUUGCGACCCCCAACGGACACCGACGAAAACCACCCGGUCAUCUUUGGUUCUUUGGUUCUGACGGACCGCCCUGACGUCAAAGUGAGUGAGUUCACUCAAGCUCAAGUGAAUCAGCGCAAGAUCGCGUACGGCCCGCCCGCCAGGGUGCUGGGCAUCACGUUGCGCGUGGUGCAGUUUUGCUAUGGCGUGGAGGACGCGGCGGGAAACCGCGCGGAGGGGGUGUUCACGAUCUACCUCCGGCCAAUUAACAACAAGCCACCACAAAUCACCAACGCGGGUUUUGCGGUGUUUGAGGGCGGCGCGCACAUCGUCACCCUUGCCGAGCUCGACGCCGUCGAUGCCGACACGGAGAGUCAAAGCCUGACCUUCCGGCUCGCUCAGCUGCCCAAACACGGAACCAUCCGGGCAGCAUUUGCCGACUUGCCGCAAAAAGCCACGUUCGGGCCGCGGGACCUCGCGGAAGGCAGGAUUUCAUACAGCCACGGUGGCGAGGAGAUGGACGGCGACGAGUUCCACCUGGACGUCAGCGACGGCGUUCACGUGGUCGGCGUGACGGUCAAAGUCCGCGUGAGGCCAGUUGAUGACGAAGCCCCGAUUCCCGGCCUCCCCGACGGGACGGUUGGCGCUCGCGUGGACGUUCUGGAAAACGGCGCGGCGCAGAUCGCCUCCGACGUCCUCCGAGGCCGCCGCGACGACGCGGACGAUCCGCAGCUGACUUUCAUCCUCGGAGACCCGCCGGCCGUCGGCGAGAUCUUAGUGAAAGGGCAGCCCGCCGGCGGGUUCACGCAGGCGGACGUGACGAGCGGCGCGGUGGUCUACGCCCACACCGGCGGGGAGAUCGGGCCGACCUCUCGCCGGGACAGCUUCAAUCUGACUCUCGCCGACGUGUCAGAUGACUGGACGGCGGGUGGGAAGCGGGUCCGCCGGGUCCACGUGCGCGUCACCGUGCUCCCCGUGGACAGCCGCGCCCCCGAUGUCGGCGUCGGGGUGCGCUUCAGCGUCCGGGAAGGGGACAAAAACGCCAUCGGUCCUCAGCACUUGAAUGUCGAUGACCCCGACACCCCCGCGGAAGACAUCUUGUGCACCAUCAACGUGCAACCAAAGACGGGCUACGUGGAGAACAUCUCGCCCGCGCCCGGUUCCGAAAAAUCUCGGUCGGGCGUGGCCGUCAGCGCUUUCACCGUCGGCGACAUCCGGGCAGGUGAUAUCUUCUAUGUGCAGAGCGUCCACAGAGGCGUGGAGCCGGCGGAGGACCGCUUCAGCUUCAGGUGCUCAGAUGGCGUCAACUUCUCCGAGGAGCUCUUCUUUCCGAUCGUCAUCGAGCCCGCCAACGAUGAGCCGCCGGAAAUUUUCCUGAGGGAGAUCGCGGUGAGGGUGGGCACGAGCGCGCCGCUGGACGAGAUCCGGGAAGCCUCGAGGAUCGUUUACCAACACGACGGCUCUGAAACGACGGCGGACAGCUUUGAGCUCAUCCUGACCGAUGGCGAGUUCUCGGCGCGGAAGACGGCGACGGUGAAUAUCAUCGCGGUCGAUGACGAGAGCCCCGGGAUGCAAAUCGACAACGGCCCGCGGGUGGAAGACGAGUCGAGCGUCUUCUUCCCCGAGGCCGUGCUGUCGGUGGAGGAGGACGCGGGGCAUUUGUUGGUCCCCGUCCAUCGCGGCGGCGACGUCAGCAAGGAGCUGACGGUGCUCUGCUACACGCGGCAGGCGCCCACCGCCGCCCUGUCCCACUCGGACUUUGUCGCCCGUCCGGAGGAGCCCGCCAGCGUGCUUCGUUUCGACAAGGGCGAGCGGGAGAAGGCGUGCCGCGUGCGGAUAAUCGACGACUCGCUGUACGAGCCCCCCGAGAGCUUCAACGUCACCUUGGCCUCGCCCGUGGGGGGCCGCCUGGGCCCGCGCUACCCCUCCGCUCGAGUCACCAUCCUGGAGGAUCGAGAUGACGGCACGCGCGCGAGUUCAUGCGCAUGCGUGUGUCCAGACGUGCCGUCGAGGCGGGCGGGCCGAGAGCGCGUCGCCCGGGUUGAGGUCCUGUCUGACAGCGCGGCCGAGAGGACGGAAGCCUUCACGCCGUACCCGAAGCCCGACGACGACGUGGUGGCCGAGCCGCGGGCCGCCGACGCGACGGCGUACGUCCGGGAGGCCGACGUCACCUUCCCCUCCCGGCCUCACGUGCUCUCGCUGCUCCAUUAUGACCGCCCAGCCGCCGCCGGCCCGCAGCCGCCCGCCGGCUACCCCGUCAUAUGUGUCACCGCCUGCAACGCGCGCCACCCGGACUACGAGAAAACGGGCUCCGCCUGCGUCAGCGAGCGCAUCGACGACACCCUGACGCGCUACCGCUGGCUCGUCAGCGCCCCCGCCGGGCCUGCCGGCGUCGCCGCCCCCAUGAGGGUGCUCGACUUGGAUACCUUCUUCACCUCCUCCAAGGCCAUCACGCUGGACUCGAUCUACUUCCAAGCGGGCUCGCGUGUCCAGUGCGCCGCCCGGGCCGUCAACUCCAACGGCGACGAGGGCCCGGAGCUCAACAGUCCCAUUGUCACCAUCAGCCGGGAGGAAGGUAUGUGCCCGCCCCGCAAGGGGGCCACGGCGGGGGCCCAGCCUUUCUCAGCCAAGAUGCGCUACACGGGCGCCGAUGACCACCCACAUUCCAACCUCAUCAAAGUGAGCGUCACCAUGCCGCACGUGGACGGCAUGCUCCCGCUGAUUUCCACGCGACCCCUGAGCAACUUGGAGCGGACCCUGAGCCCGGACGGCAACCGGUGGGGCGACCACCGCUGCUCCAACCUGCUGGACUACGACGAGCCGACGGCGGCCUCUGACGGCCAUCAGAGCGUGGCCGGCGGCGACGGCCUGCGCGGGCAGGCCACGCUGCGCUUCUACCGCAGCCUCCGGCCGGACGCCUGCCUGUGGGAGUUCAACGCCUUCUACCGCGUGUCCCAGCUGCUCAGCGACUGUGGCGGCACCAUGGCCGCCGACGGACAGGUCCCGAACUUGGUGCAGUCAUACGUGAGCGUGCGCGUGCCCCUCUACGUAUCUUACGUCUUCCAUUCGCCGCGAGGCGCGGGCGGCUGGAAGCACUUUGACCUCCGCUCCCAGCUGCACCUCACCUUCGUGUACGACACCGCCAUCCUGUGGCGGGACGGCAUCGGCAGCCAUCCGCAGGCCCGGCUGCACGGCUCGCUGUAUCCCAGCAGCAUGCGCCUCAGCCGGCAUGGCCGCCUGGCGGUCAAGUUCCGCACCAAAGCUCGCUUCAGGGGCCUCUUUGUUCACUCGCGCUCUGCCGGACGCCUUCGAGGAUCUGGGACGUCCACGGUGGUGAGCACGGACCACCCCGGCCGGACCUUCAACCUGAGCUUGGUGAGGAGCGAGCCCACUUUCGACCAGCCCGCACAGCAGUGGAGCUUCACCUCCGACUUUGUCGCCCGUGACUACUCGGGGACCUACGCCGUCCAGCUGGUCCCCUGCACCGCCGGCCAGAACACAGAGUACUCUGUGCCGCCCGUGUGCAGCCCCGGGGAAGCGGUCGCCUUCGAUGUGGCCGUCCGAUUGCAGCAAGUGAGCGAUCCUGUGGCUGUGGAGUUCAGUCUGAACGCAAACAUGUUCCUGCUGUCCCAAAGAAGUGUGUGGCUCUCUGACGACUCCGUCAGCUUGGGCCAGGAAAGCGACGUCACCUUUUCGGAAGGCGACACCGUAUACGGUCGCGUGAUGGUGGACCCGGUACAGAAUCUCGGAGAUUCUUUCAUCUGCAGCAUCGAGAAAGUUUUCCUGUGCACCGGAGCUGACGGCUACGUCCCCAAGUACAACCCCACCAACUUGGAAUUUGGCUGCCUGGCCGAUUCGCCGGCACUGCUCUAUAGAUUCAAAAUCAUUGACAAAGACCAACCCGAGACCCAGGCGCGCCACUUCGGUGGUGUGGCUUUUAACGCCGUGCUGGCAUUGGACGACCCGUCUGCCGCACGGCUCGUGAGGCAGCCCGGAUCUGACGGCUUCAAACUGGACUCCGGGGCCAUGUUUCAAGUGGCAUCGGGGCGCGAGUGGUACAUUCACACCAUCUACACGGUGCGCUCAGAAGAUGACGCAGACAAAGGCAUCGAGAAACGCCGCCACGCCAUCACGGGUGGCGACCGCCAUCGUGUCCGAAGAUCCCUACCGGCCCCCGUCCCCGAGGCGGCGGCGGGCAUUGGCUCCGACGACACCCGCGGCACCAACAUCAUUCACGUCGCCUUGGAUCGCUUCAAACAAUCGUCGGCCACCUCUCGAUCGUCCCCCGAUGGGGCGGAGGCGGGCGAGCCGAUGGGCGGCGAGAGGGUGGAUGGUGCGGCGGUGGCCUUGUUAGGCGUGCUGCUCCUGGUACUGACCGGUGGCAUCCUGACGCUGGCCUCACGCUCCGGAGCCAAUUGCGACGUGGGGCGGGAGCGAGGGCGGCGGGACGACGUAUGGGAAACCGUCAAAGGUUCGCUCAGCUCAGAGCCCAUCUUGGUGGUCAGGAUGCAGCGCUCCCAUGACGGCUAUGUGGUCUGACACCCAUCAAAGGAUACCAGAGAAGGAUUUCAUGUGUUCUCUGUUGCUUUUCAGUACAUUUCUUUCAUAGACUGACUUUUUUUUUUUUUUUAGGUGCAUAGUGCUGUGAUACGAGGGAGUAUGUGGGCCACGCCCCAAAGGGAAAACCAUAAAAAUAGGUUUGUUUUUUUAAAGAUAAAUGUUACAGGUUUUAGGUCCGUAUUCACGUGAAAAAAAGCUGUAAUAUUACAACACUCUCAGAAAAAAAACUUUAAAAUAAUUUUUUAAAAAACGAUUAAAAACCAUGAACGUAAAAAGUCAAGAUUUCAUCGGGGAAAAAGUUGAACUGCACAUGUUUUAUGAAAGAAAGUCCUCAUCUCAUGAAAUCUUCUUUCAAGAAAUGUUGAAAAACAUGCGUUUCUAUAAGCUUGUAACUGGUAAUGUACGAAAAUCCAACUUGCCUUUAUAUCUUGAAAACACAA